Musa acuminata AAA Group (dessert banana) is the source of this 1658-nucleotide messenger RNA. Its product is annotated as alpha-1,3-arabinosyltransferase XAT2-like. The coding region runs from base 142 to 1536 and encodes 464 amino acids. Gene Ontology annotation, molecular function: glycosyltransferase activity. NCBI's taxonomy places the organism in Eukaryota, Viridiplantae, Streptophyta, Magnoliopsida, Zingiberales, Musaceae. The record is from RefSeq and is a predicted model, not a curated record. The transcript has 3 exons.
GUGGUGCAUCACCAGAAGAGCGCUUGAGCUCCAUUAUUGAGCAGGUCAGCCGUUUGCCCCCCACCCACCUUCACCCAACCCUUCUUUGAGAAGAUGGGAAGUUCCUGCAGAUAAUUGCAGUGGCCCGAAGAUACAUCGGAGAUGGCGAAGCAUAAGAGCCCCAGCCGAGGAGAACCCCAAAGGCUCAGGUCGGCGCUGCUUGGAGGAUGCUUUCUGCUGUCGAUGAUCCUUCUUGUGGUGUACACCAGCUACGUUGUUUCCUUCUCCAACCUGACCUUCUGGCGUUCAAAUCAAGCGGCUCCUCCUGUUCCCAAGGAAGAACACAAGAUCACAGCUUCUGAUCCAGCGGAGACAAGGCCCCAAAAGGAGAAACUUCCAAGAAAUCCCUUUUGUGAUUUUUCAGACAGAAGGAAUGAUUAUUGUGAGAUGGAGGGUGAUAUUAGGAUCCAUGGAAACUCUUCCUCCAUCCUCUUUGUUACUUCCUCAAAUACAAAUGGUACAAACAUACAAGAAUCAUGGCAGUUGAAGCCUCAUCCUCGGAAAGGAGAUGCUAGAGCGAUGGCUCGCGUCACUGAAAUAUCAGUGAAAACUUUGUCUCCUCAUGGUGCUCCUAAAUGUGCCAUACGUAGCACAGUUCCGGCAAUAGUCUUCUCAACUGGUGGUUAUAUGGGGAACUUCUUCCAUGACUUCACUGAUAUACUUAUCCCUAUCUUUACAACAUCCCAACAGUUCAACGGGGAAGUUCAGUUUCUAAUAAGUGAGAUUCUUCCAAUAUGGAAUGACAAGUAUCGAAAACUACUAAAACCUCUCACUAAUUAUGAGAUCAUUGACUUCAACCAGGACCAUACAGUUCGCUGCUUUCCUCGUGUUAUCGUGGGUCUUAAAUUCCACAAGGAGAUGAGCAUUGAGCCCUCAAGGUCCCCUUACGGUCUCUCAAUGGUUGAUUUUGGAAGGCAUGUCAGAAAAUCUUUUGCAUUGGAGCGUGACACCACGAUUAAACUGGGACCAGAUCAAGAUAAGAAGCCUAGAAUCCUAAUUAUUGCAAGGAAGUGGACGAGAAUAUUUGCCAAUGUCGAUGAAAUAGUUCGGAAAGCGGAAGAGAUGGGCUUCGAAGCUGUUGUUGCAGAGGCGAAGUAUGACUUGGCUGAAUUUGCACGCAUAGUUAACUCAUGUGAUGUGAUGCUGGGAGUUCACGGCGCCGGGCUAACUAAUCUUGUCUUCCUUCCAACCAAUGCAGUGGUGAUCCAAGUUAUUCCUCUGGGUGGAUUGGAGGGGAUAAGUUGGAUUGACUUUGGAUUGGCUACCAUAAGCAUGAAGAUGCACUACUUGCAGUAUAUGAUAAGUCUAGAAGAGAGCACGCUGACAGAGCAGUUUUCUAGAGGCGAUCCAGUGCUCUCUGAUCAGAAGGAAGCUUACAGAAAACAUGGGUGGGAUCGAAUGAUCGAGCUGUACUUUUUCAAACAGGGUGUGAAGCUCGAUACACAGAGGUUCAGCAGUACUUUACUGCAUGCCCUUGAGCUUCUUCGUCAACGGUAGAUAGCGGCACCAGUUUGAAACUACUCGCCUUGAUUAAUUCGCAUUGUAUUUUUCUUAAUAAGAUUAAACAAACAUGAAGUUCCCCCAGUGCUUUCCAGGAAAAUAGAGUAUGUGUUCUUUAA